Molecule: messenger RNA, 1342 nt
Organism: Erigeron canadensis
Lineage: Eukaryota; Viridiplantae; Streptophyta; Magnoliopsida; Asterales; Asteraceae
Product: putative F-box protein At4g21240
Exons: 2
Coding region: 324-971 (215 amino acids)
Molecular function (GO): protein binding
Source: RefSeq, a predicted model, not a curated record
UUCCAAACCAUGUAACCCCAAAUACAUACAGUAUAGCAUAUUGGAUCCUGAUUACUCCCCAAAUUGAUCCGUAAACACAUCAAAAUAGCUGCAAACUGUUUAUCACAUUCAUUUAGUUGUGCGAUUGUAUGCAUAUCAAGGUUCGUUUCUGUUCUCUCUCUCUUUUGUUUUUAAUCACGGUAUAUUGUUCUUAAUUAAUUUCCCCCCAAAUAAUUCAAAUUAAGCGAAAAAAGCCCUAAUUUUUCAAGUAAUAGUUUCGCUUGUUGCUCAAAUUUGAAGUAUAGAUAUAGAUAUAGAUAUAGAUAUUCUUGUUGGAAAGAAAAAUGUCAGAAUACAUUCCCUUUGAAAUCCAAACUGAAAUCAUCAAAAGGCUUCCUGCCAAGUCAGCCGUAAAAUUCAGACUUGUUUCAAAACCAUGGAAUUCUUACAUCGGAAGUUCCGAGUUUAUUAUCGCUCAUCACCGUCGCAACAUUCACCACCAGCCACCCCGUCUACUUGCUUGGUGCAAAAACCCAUCAGACGUUGACAUUUAUGUUACGCUUUUUGACGACGACGACUCUUUCUACCGACAAGACUUUACUCCCAAGUCUCAGGGUCUGAGUAAAGUACUUAUGGAUCUUAAAGUAGUUGACUGCUCUCUUGGCUUGGUGUGCUUAUAUGGUUCUCAUUAUCACGAUCCAUCAACAAGCGUUGCUAUUCUUUGGAACCCUUUAAUCAAAAAAUCCGUUCAGGUUGUUUUGCCGCCCUCUACUACUGCUUCUGCUACAAGAGUUUUGGCUGGUUUUGGGGUUUGCCCCGUCACUUUUGACCCUAUUGUUGUCAGCAUUAGCCUACCUUGGAAAGCUCAAGUUUUUACAUUGAGCUCAGGGACUUGGAGGAGCCUCAUGUCGAGCAAUCUGUCCCGUAGAAAUAUUAAUCUGCCAUCCGCUGGGGUAGGCUCUCAGAUACCUUAUCACACGCCAAUUUCUUAAAGUUUUCUAAGAUGCGAGACUCAAUUGUUGUGGUUGAAUUCAUGAGCGUAAACAUGGAAAUUAAUGUCGUUUGGGUUAUGGAAGAUAUUGUAACGAAAUCGUUCUCAAAGCGAUACGCCAUUAAAGCACCAAAUCCAACAACGAAGGACGUUCUAGGUUUUAGAAACAGUGGGGAAUCUAUAAUGGAAGCACAGUAUCAUGGUGAAGGAACACUUGAAGUUUAUGAACCGUGCUCAGAACACAUCAGUAAGCUUGGGAUUAAUGGAAAACCCUUUUCUUUCUUUGUAAGCCCUUAUGUGGAAACUCUACUACUGCUUGAUCAAGCAGAUUGUCAUAUUCAUGCCGACUCUGAUUGAUGUCCACGUUGUAAU